AUUGCACAGCUGAUCAGUGUUCCCCGAUGGACGACGUAUGUAUUUGUCGUCUUAUCGCGCUCCAUCACCUUGCAAUCUUUUCAUCAUUAAAUAACAAUAAUAAUAUAAAAGGUGAUUUAUCUACAGUUAACUCCUACGCAAUUUUUGUAAGAAAAACUACAAAAAGUAUUUUGAUUUUGUGAUUGUGAAGGUGCUUACAUCUGGACGUCUCGAUGAUCGUCGUCUGGUAGCGUCCACCAGGAUAAUGGGGUCCUACGAUGGGAGAGUGCCACUGCUCUAACAUCGCCAUCAUGCAGCUAUUUCAUGAGCUGAAACAACAAUUUCCUGCUCUACCAGAUCACGUUGUGGCACAGUGCAUUGCCCAGAAUAGUUAUGACCGUGAGAUAUGUACAAAAAGUCUCCAAGAAACUCAACAAACACGUCCAUCACCUGGGGCAUUUCCACCACCAGCACCAUCACAACAACGUCGUGAUAAUUCUGUACCAUUAAUUAUUAAUAAUCAUAAAAAAUAUCAACAAUUACGUGCAAAUAGACCAGUAUCACUUGAUAUUGAUCCAGCACAUGAAAAUUUAUCGAAAAAUCGUUCACGAAUACAACCACCACCAUCACCGCCACCACCACUAUCAGCAUUAAAUUCAACUAAUUUAAAACCUGCACCAUUUUCUGCUCCUCCAACUGUUACAGUUGGAAAUUUUUUUGAUGAUUUACAUCAAUCAACACCAAUUAAAAAAUUAAAUAAUAAUGACUGCUUAAAAUUACCAAUUGAUGAAAAAUUAAAUGAAAAAUGUGAUAAUAUUAAAUUUGAUAAAACAUCAGGAUUUGAAGUUAAUGUUAAUGUUGCUUGUAGUCCAUCAGCUGGUCAUAUUGAUAAAAAAUCAAUUGAUACAAAUAAACAAACAAACAAUGAUUCAAAUACAAGAAGUUAUACAUCAGUUAGUUUAACACUUAGACCACCAUCAUCUGAUCCACAAGCACCAAUUGAUAUAAGAUCAAAAGGUUCAAGUUUAACAUACUCAAGUUCAUCAUUAGAUCCUCGAGGUUUUCAGAGUCGAUUACAAAUAAGUAUUAGUCCAGCAAAUGUUGGUAGUGUUGCUUCAACAAGAAUAAGACCAACAAACAAUAGCAUGAGACCAAAUUCAUUGAUUCCUGUUAUUCAGGAAGCUAUUCAAAGACCAACAGGACUUCCAACUGGUAAUUUGAGCCAAUUGUCAAGACCAACAAUGACAAUGUCUGCCCCAACGACACCUUCAGCACCAACGAAUAAUAAUUCAACAAAUAGCUUGCCAACGACACCCUCACUUUUUCAAUCAAUAUUGUCAUCAGAUACAAAAUGGGAACAUCAAGAAACUAAAGAAAAUAAUCCAAAUCAAUCUCCUUUGAAUAAAGUGUCAGAACAACAGAGAGAACUUGUUUUCCAACAACUUAUCAGAAAAGACAAACUGGCAAAAGAACUCAAAGCCGAGAAAGUGAGACUUGAAACAAUGAAAAAAGAAUUACAAUCAUUGAGUGAAGCUAUGAAAAGAGAACAACGACUGAGAGAUCCUCUUGAUCGUUCAAUUUCACCAGAGACGUUUAAGAGAAAAAUUGAAAGUGAUAUUUAUCAACUUCAAGAAGAGUGUAAAAUAUUAACUGCCAAAGUUGACAAAACGACAGAUCCAAGAGUACCACUUGGUGAAACAAAUGAGGAAUUUUAUCAAGGAAUAUAUACUGGUCAAACAUUAAAUUUUACAAAUUUUAUAACAUCAUCAGUAGCACCACCACCACCAGCACCAUCAUUGCCCAGUGUUCCACCAGUCUGGCAAAUACCAACACAAAAUCAAGACAAUGAUAAUAAUCGUGAUGGACCCUCGUGGGUUUGUCGUAUGUGUACCUUUAAUAAUCAUCCAUUAAUGGACAGUUGUGAGCAAUGUGAUAUGCUCAGAUUUUCGGAUCAUGAUACAGGUACAAAGCCUGAAUCAAAUCCAAUACCUGUUGAUGAUAAUCAGCCUUCAAUGUCCUUUCAACCUGAUCAUUUUAAUCAACCAAGCUCACGAGUUUAAUUUACAAGAAUAAUAAACAAUUUUUUUUAUUAUUAUUAACUAUGCAUGAAGCUACUAUUUUUUAAUUUUUUUUGUGUGGUUUUUAGCUUAUAAGUCCGUCCGAAAUAUUUUGUGAUAGUCUUUUUUUUUUUUUUUUACUGUUAUUAAUUUUUUUUCUAUAGUUAAUUAAAAAUAAUCAACUAAGUUUUUUAUUUAAAAUAAAUAAUUGAGUGUGCAAAUAAUAAUAAAAAGAAAUUAUUAAAUUUAAUUUGAUAAUGAAUAUUUUAUUUGUUUAUAUAAUUUUAGUAUUAUUAAUAAUAAAUGAAAAAUGUAAAAUAAAUUUUAGGAGAG
Molecule: messenger RNA, 2369 nt
Organism: Aphidius gifuensis
Lineage: Eukaryota; Metazoa; Arthropoda; Insecta; Hymenoptera; Braconidae
Gene: Tab2
Product: mitogen-activated protein kinase kinase kinase 7-interacting protein 3 homolog
Exons: 8
Coding region: 258-2039 (593 amino acids)
Molecular function (GO): ubiquitin binding
Source: RefSeq, a predicted model, not a curated record